This is a messenger RNA of Gymnogyps californianus (California condor), 1110 nucleotides long. It is a transcript of the gene ALAD, whose product is annotated as aminolevulinate dehydratase. Gene Ontology annotation, biological process: heme biosynthetic process. Bases 71 to 1084 code for a protein of 337 amino acids. The transcript has 12 exons. Gene Ontology annotation, molecular function: zinc ion binding; porphobilinogen synthase activity. Gene Ontology annotation, cellular component: cytosol. Lineage: Eukaryota; Metazoa; Chordata; Aves; Accipitriformes; Cathartidae. The record is from RefSeq and is a predicted model, not a curated record.
CAUACGGCCGGAGCGGGACGCGGCGGCGGCGGUAGAGUCUCCUUCCACAGCCUCCUACGGAAGGCCCAAGAUGCAGGCAGACUCCCUUCUUCACAGCGGCUACUUCCACCCAGUGCUACGCUCCUGGCAGUGUACGGCAACCACCUUCGACGCCUCCAACCUCAUCUACCCCAUUUUUGUCACUGACAGCCCUGAUGCAGUGGAGCUGAUCCCCAGCCUCCCUGGACAAGCCAGGUACGGAGUCAACAAGCUGGAGGGGAUGCUGCGUCCCCUCAUCGAAGACGGUCUGAAGUGCGUGCUCAUCUUCGGGGUGCCCAGCAAGGUCCACAAGGAUGAGAGAGGCUCUGCUGCUGAUGCAGAGGACACACCUGCCAUCCAGGCAAUCAAGAAGAUCCGCUCCACCUUCCCAGAGCUGCUAAUUGCCUGUGAUGUCUGCUUGUGCCCUUACACCUCCCACGGGCACUGCGGCAUCCUGCGGGAAGACGGCACCAUCCAGAAUGAGAUCAGUUGCCAGCGGCUGGCAGAAGUGGCGCUGGCCUAUGCCAAAGCAGGCUGCCACAUCGUUGCCCCCUCAGAUAUGAUGGAUGGGCGCAUCGCGGCCAUGAAGAAGGCGCUGAUCUCCAAUGACUUGGGCAACAAGGUCUCGGUGAUGAGCUACAGCGCCAAGUUUGCUUCGUGCUUCUACGGUCCCUUCAGGGAUGCUGCACUAUCCAAACCCGCCUUCGGAGACAGGCGAUGCUACCAGCUGCCCCCGGGCUCCAGGAGCCUGGCAAUGCGCGCCGUGGACCGGGACGUGCGUGAGGGAGCGGACAUGCUGAUGGUGAAGCCGGGGAUGCCCUACCUGGACCUUGUGAGGGACGUCAAGGCUCGACACCCCACCCACCCGCUGGCCGUGUACCACGUCUCGGGGGAGUUCGCCAUGCUGUGGCACGGGGCCCAGGCCGGGGCCUUCAGCCUGGAGGCUGCCGUCAGGGAGGCGGUGACGGCCUUCAGGCGCGCAGGGGCCGACGCCAUCAUCACCUACUUCGCGCCGCAGCUCCUGCGGUGGCUGAAGGAGGAACCGGCGGCGGCGGGACGCGCCUGAGCGCGGAGGGCGGGGCUUCCGGUGAU